Dictyostelium purpureum is the source of this 456-nucleotide messenger RNA. RefSeq lists its product as uncharacterized. The record is from RefSeq and is a predicted model, not a curated record. The transcript has 3 exons. The annotation marks the transcript as partial. NCBI's taxonomy places the organism in Eukaryota, Evosea, Eumycetozoa, Dictyosteliales, Dictyosteliaceae.
CAUAAUAAUAUGUCAGAUUUAAGAAAUAUUAUUGAAGGUAGAUUUGGAGAAGAGGAUGAUGUAGUCGAUAUUGAAAGAAUUAAAUUUAUAUUAAAACAUACUCCAGUACCUCCAGUUUCAGAAUAUCAAUUUAAUGAAUUAAAAGAGGAUGUUUUAGUUACAGAAAAAAAUAAAAGUAGAAUAGGAAAUUGUUCAAUUUGUUUAUGUGAUUUCGAUAUAGAUGACGAAGCUAUUAAACUUCCUUGUAAACACUAUUUUCACUACGACUGUAUUACUACAUGGUUACAUAAGCAAUCUGCAACAUGUGCCAAUUGUCGUUACCCAUUACCAACAUCAAAUGCAGAAUAUGAUAUGAUGAUUCGUUUAGUUAGAGAACAUGAAAAAAAGAAUGGCGAAACAGAUGACAAUAAUGAUGAUGAUAGAAGACACUAUUCAAAAACAUCAAUGUACUCAUAA